Poecilia reticulata (guppy) is the source of this 2231-nucleotide messenger RNA. It is a transcript of the gene hsdl1, whose product is annotated as hydroxysteroid dehydrogenase like 1. NCBI's taxonomy places the organism in Eukaryota, Metazoa, Chordata, Actinopteri, Cyprinodontiformes, Poeciliidae. The record is from RefSeq and is a predicted model, not a curated record. Gene Ontology annotation, cellular component: mitochondrion.
GUUGUCACGUGACCCAAUGUUUUGUUUCUGUUCCGGAUGGCUUACAUGAGACUUUUCUGCUUGCCACAGCGUGUGUAAAAACACAACUUUGGUGAAAACGUGACUCGAUACAAAUUUACAUUUUACUCUUCUUUCUCGUGUACCUGUUAGCUUUACAUCCAACCGUCUCCUCGUUGAGUUUUAACUCACUACUAGGUGUAAAUAACAAUAAUAUAGCGUGUGUAGCAUGGCGGUGGCUGUGGACAGCUUUCACCUUUUGUACAGAGAAAUUUCUCGGUCUUGCAGCUCUCACUUCGAGGCUCUGGCCCUCAUCGGAGCUCUGUACGCGGCCAGCAGAGCAGUUGUCCUGUUGAGGGACUGCUGCACGGUGGUUAGGGUCCAUUUCCUGCCGCGGAUGAUGCCCAGCGGGAGGCUGACCCAGAGAUACGGGGACUGGGCUGUUAUUUAUGGUGCAGCUGAGCCUGUAGCCGGUGCUUAUGCAGAGGAGCUGGCUCGAAGCGGCAUUAGCAUCAUCUUCAUCACUCAGGACGGCUCCUCUGUAAGAGACGCCGCUUCCUUCCUCUCCCAAACCUACAGGGUGGAGACCGCCGUCGUCACCGCCGACUUCUCUCUGGGCCAAGCGGCGGCCAAACCUGUCGCAGAGGCCUUGAGGGGUAAAGACGUCGGCUUCCUGGUGAACUGUAUGGACGAAACGUCGGCUUCGCCCCGGAGCCUGAUUGAAAUUCCCGAGCGGGGCGUGUUGGAUCGGGUGAACAGGAACGUCGGCGCCGCCACUCUGAUGGCGCGACUGGUGCUGCCGGGGAUGGUGGAGCGCAGCAGGGGGGCGGUGGUCAACAUAUCCUCAGGCGCCUGCUGCAGACCCCGACAUGGAAGAGUGACGCUCUCCGCCUUCACUGGAUACCUGGAUCAUUUCUCAAGAGCUCUUCACUUUGAGUACAGCGACAAAGGGAUCUUCAUUCAAAGUCUGAUUCCUUUCCAGAUAUCUUCAUCAUCCUCAGCAGAGGGAUGGUUUGCUCCGAGCCCGGAGGUUUACGCUCGUCAUGCCGUUUCCACGCUGGGCGUCUCCACCAGAACCACAGGCUACUGGCCUCAUACACUCCAGUACGGACUCAUGAAGUGCAUUCCUGAGUGGAUCUGGAUCCUCGGCUCGCGGGUUUUAUUCAGCACAAGCUAAGAGCUGAAAAGCCUCUUACUGGAUCACGUUACACAAGAAUUUAGUUUCAGUUUCUUCUGACAUUAUUUAUUGAAAUUGCCCUGAAAUAAACAAAUAAAACGUAUUUAUUUAAAGCAAUAAGUAGGGAUAAUAGAUGAUCAUUCUUCUAUUUAAAAUUAUAAGUUAAUGUAAAAUUCUGUGUUCAGAAGAAUCCAAAAUAGUUAAAAGACGGAGCCAGCAGCACUACGGCAGCCCAGUGUGACCAAAACAUGCCGGUACUGAGUUCAUGAGGAGAACAGGUGUUUACUUUUUGAGUUGCUUUCUGCGUGAUUUAAACAGAUUUUGAAGUGUUGCAGAGCGACGCUCCGUGUGCUUCCUGCUUCCAUAGACUCGGAGCAAAGCAGGAUUUGGUUCAUGAGGAAAAAGAUGUAAAAAUCCAGGAUUGAGCCAGCAGAGAUCAGAAAAACAGGCGUCCAUUUUAAAUAAAUAAAAAAUGCAGAGUGGAUUAGAGUAAAUAUUACUGCAGGGAAGGAUGGAUGGAUGAAUCUGGAUGGAUAUUUACAGUAUUUACACAAUAGAAGAGAGUUUAAAGUCUAUUAAAUAUUUUUAUAUUUUCUUUCAUCUAUCCAGACAUUAAAUUCCUAAUUUUUCUCGUCUGCUUCUGUCAAACUCAAACUCAAAGUUCUGUCAAACAGAAAGAGACAAUAUUAAAAUUAUAAAACGAAGCUACAAACACAAAGCAAUAAUAAUAAUUGGUAUUAUUAAUUAUUAUAUAUCACUGGGUAAAGCAGCUUAAUGUAGCUCCUGUAUUAAAACAUUUCUUCAUAAUUCCUGCAGAAUGCCGUGUCUGUAAUAUAAAAGCUGUUAUUGUGUCUGUAGCUUAUCUGCCCAGUGAAAACAGAGGCUGGUGUGACGACAGAGGAAGUGCUGCUUUUGUUAUCAGUUCUGCAGUGAGCUUCCAGUAACUCCUGAAGGAAAGUAAAAAUGACUUUCUACAUUUAAUAAAUGUAGGUUUUGAUUUCCGGCUGUUGUGAUUAUAGCUCAGAAUUUGACCAAUAAAACUUUUUCCAGUCAAACA